CGCCAGUCCGACGCGCGCCACCACACAAGACUGUUGUUCGAGCAGCGCAGCCGCCACCGCAGCUAGCACGCAGCGGAGUAGGCAUGCUACAACAGAUGUCCUCGCCGCAGAGCGCGCAACUCGGCGAGGUCGCGACUCUCGUGCGCCCCCUCGAAGGCCGCCUGUUCGGCGACGCAUCUUCGGAGGCCUCUUCGGACGCCGCGGAAGAUUUCGAAUUGCCGCAGUGCAAGAUAAAGAGAAAUUACAACUGCACGAAGUGCACGUUUUACACGCAAAACCCGCGCGCUUAUCUCGUGCACACGCGUGACGUGCACUUUGAAAGACUUAAGAUUUAUGACUGCCCGCAUUGUAUUUAUGCUUCGCGACAUCAACAGAAACUUACGAGACACGUAAAGAUGGUCCACGAGUCUUUCUCCGCUAAAGAGAUGGCUACGCCACAACCUGCUAAUUUGGAAACCUUGGAGCCUACAGAGAGAAUGGAAGAGUUGCUCGAAGAAGUGGAGGAGUGCGACGACAUGCAGAUAGAUGUCGAGGACUGCAAUGAAGAAGCACUCGAGCGCACGUUUGAAACGGAAUCUGCGGGCGCAAACGACGCAGCAGCGGACCAGUCGACCACGGAGAGAAGCAAUUUCUUUCCCUGCAGCAAAUGCAACUACGUCACCCACAUACGGGCGAGAUAUACGAAACACGUCAAAUACCACUCAAUGCCGAUGAUAAAGUGCACUAUGUGCGACUUUCGCACGCCUUACAAAUGGAACUUGGAUCGACAUAUGAAAAAUCACGGAGGUAACGGAAGUUUUCACUGCUCCAUGUGCAACUUCACGGCGGACAUACGUCAGAGUUUGACAGUGCACGAAAUGAAUCACCACACGCCGCCCGUUGGCAUGACCGGUACCAACAGACGUCGCAACCGGGUGGGCGCAAGUGACUUGCCCGCCGGUAUCGACAUGAUGGACGCCAGUGCUCUCAUCUUGAAAGAAGAGGAAGGGAGUGGAGACUCGCAGUCUUCGCACUCUGCAUCGGAAAUGGGACUUCAAUAUAUGGAUAAAGAAGUAAUAAGCUGUAACAGCGACUCUAACGAGGCCUCAACAUCAGAAACUCACAAAAACGAAAACAUGCAAUUAUCAAAGGAAUCCGAGAGUGAAAUGGCAUCAGACGAAGCUAAAAACCAAAAACAAUGUAGAAAAGCGCCAAGACCUAUUCCGCAACUUAUACCAUUAAACACUUCAACUCCCACUCAAGCUAAGGCUUUUCCUGUUGAACCACCAGUUAAGAAGUUCAAAGAAUCGCCAACACCACAAACAGCAGAUACGCAGAAAACGGAAACUUUACCUAUAGACAUAACUUUAACUCCAGUAAAUAAUUUAUUCGUAAAAGAAACGUCCAUCCGGAAAAAGAAUGAGUCCUUUUUUGACCGUCUGAAGGAGAGAUUACUAACUGAAACCGGUGAAAAGGGUACUCUCGUGUGUAAAAAUUGUGGUUUCGAAAGCAAAUGUCUAUCUGAACAUUCUGUUCAUGAGAAGAAUUGCACAACUCAGGCAAAUCGGAUACCAGCGAACGCGCUCCAUUCCAGUUUGGGGUCAACACGAUGUCAACACUGUAGACAUCGAUGUAAAUCCAGUGCAGAUUUGUAUCUUCAUAUGCAGACCUGCAAGAAAAAAGACGGUUUAUUGGAAAAUACUUUAGAAGGAAGUACCAAUGACAGCGCUGGAACUGUAUUGAAUAAUCAAGAAAAGGAUGCGGGGCCACAUCCUAUGGAAAACGUUGUUUUCGUUUGGAACAACAUAAGUCAUAAUAGUGCUAAGUUUGAAACUCCACUAGAUAUAAGUAUUAAUGACGAUUCUACCCUACCAGAACAGCUGCGAGGCUUUGAGCUAGAUAUUGUUGAUGAUAAUGAAACAAUGAAUUUAUCUCCAAGCCAAGCGGUGGGUAAAAAAGUUUUUAAAUGUACGCAUUGUUUGUUUUGGGCUGCCACUGCUUCAAGAUUUCACGUGCACAUAGUUGGACAUCUCAACAAGAAACCUUUCGAAUGCUCUUUGUGCAAGUACAAAUCAAACUGGCGAUGGGACAUUACGAAACAUAUUAAAUUAAAGUCAGCUCGAGACCCAGAACACGCAGAUGCAAAAGUACUCAUGACAGAUGAGACAGGAAGGCGAAACUACAGUAAAUAUAAUAAGUUCCUAGCUAUGCCAGUUAUGAACGAAAAUGGUGAAAACGAGUUUCAUUAUAUCGACCAAAAUACCUCUGCUGAUACAGCAUUAGACGAGGAGUCAUUUAAUGACGAUGGCACCAAUGUACCUAUGGAAAUUCAACCACUUAAUCUACACACUCAGUCAAAUGACUAUAAGUUCGACAUAGAUUGUAGACUGCAGGAUGCUAAGAAACCUAAAAAGACAAUGUGGAAAUGUAAAAAAUGUAAUUACAAGGAUUCCUCAAAAGAAGCGUUAAUAGAACAUGUCCGGGAACAUUCCAAACCAAAUGAGCCUUCCGAUGACGUUAAAGUUGGGAACAAUAUGAAUAAAAAACCAGAAAAUGUGCCUGAUCCUGCGGAUCUUGCCUAUCGGUGUGGACAUUGUAACCAACUCUCCAAUUGGAAACAUGUUAUACAGAGGCAUUGCCGAUUGAAACACGACGGGGUGAUAAAAGUUAUAACAACUGUGAAACCUAAAGUAGACGUAACAGCAUCAGCAAGUGAAUUAUGUACUGAUGUGUGCACGAAGUGUCCGUUUAAGACGAAUGAUAAGAACGUACUUGCAGCUCAUUUACUACAACAUCAACCUUCCGCACAGUCGAUAUUCAAAUGCUACUUUUGCCCUUUUUUCGUCAAGGAUGAGCAUGAAUUAAUACAGCAUCUAGUUUUACAUGGCAUUUCGGACCCAGAAGACUAUAUAUCAAAAGCCAUGGGAUGCAAAUCACCUUUACCAGAAGCAGGAACGAAUCCGUUAAAUCCUUCAAGUACAAAACGACAUAGAUGUACCGAAUGCCCCUAUGAAACUAAUAGUAAAUCUCAAUACAUGUACCACGAGCAGUUCCAUCGACUACCAGCAGAUACUCCAUAUAAAUGUCAAGAAUGCAAUUACAGCGUAUCAAAAAGACAUUUGCUACAUCAACAUAUGAGAGUUCAUGGUAUCCUUGCUAAAAAGAGUGAAAUGGAGGCAGAAUUGGAAGCGAUGUCAUCAAAUUCUAAUCAGACUGAUGCCAAAUCUGAAUGUUCUAUUAAUCUUGACGAGAUACCCUUCGUUUGGGUAUCAGCCAAAAAUGAAUUUCACAAAAUGUAUAAAUGCCGUUAUUGUUCUUACGUUAAUUCUCAAAAAUGUAAAAUACCCAAUCAUGAAAAAAUUCACUGUAUCAUAUUUGAAAACAGUGACAUCACAAUUUAUAAAUGUCUGGAGUGUAAAUUUACCUGUGAUAAUAAAGGAAGAUUAGCAGAGCAUUCGAAAACACACGGAGAAAUAUAUGGUCGCAUUUAUUGUCCAGUUGAAAUGGACAUCCCGGACGAAGAACAGAUUACAAAGUUACGUAUAGUAAUCGACAAAGAGAAACUAAAUGCUGUCGAAGAGUUACCAAGAGAGCUAGAGAAUCUAGGUGAAAUCAAGGAAACCAAAACUUUAUAUUUUUGUCAAAAAUGUCCAUCCAGAUUUUUUGCCGAUAGUGAAUUAAAAGUUCAUGAUAAAUUUCAUGAUUUAACAUUUUCAAAUAAAUGCAAAAGUUGCGAGUUUUCUGUACCUCAAGAUGAGGAUUUAAAUACUCAUAUAUUUGUUCACACUGAUGAAUACAACACAAAAACAAAAAUGCUGAAAUUCAUACAUAAAACUCAUUGGGCUUUUAAAGAACCAAAAUUACAGCUUGUUCAUUGCCCGCUUACAUCCGAGAUCACAUGGAUUGUAGCAAAUCCCGGAAAAAAUUUCGACAUCAAUGAAAAUAGUAACACUAAAAAAUCAACAGAAACGAAACAUACGCCAAAACAAUACUUGUGUAAAGAAUGUCCAGCAAAGUUCUUUAAAAGUUCUGCAUUAAGUUAUCACAUGGGAUUACAUGGCGGCGAUGGCGACCAUAAAUGUAAGAAAUGUAGCUAUGCAGUUAAAAAUAUUGGAAACCUGGCAAAACACGAGCUAUUGCAUGAAAAUGAAAAUAAAUCAUCAAGGUGUGAUUAUGAUUCUGGGGACGACAUGGAUUUCAAAAACAUUCCCUUGUCAGGCACAGAUUUAUUUCAAAGAAAGACUGAGGCUCAAAAAAGAGUUCUUACAGAUAAAGAUAAGCUUGUUAAACCGAACGAUCAUUUUCCACCGGUACUCCAAGCUGACCCUCAAUUUGGCUAUUUAAUGCAUGGAAAUCCAGAGUUCAUAUAUCCUACUUAUCUCAAAAACGGACGCCAAAAAGAAAAACGGUAUAAAUGCCACAAGUGCCCAUCAGCAUUUGAAAAACGGGAACAAUAUAAAAUACAUCUAUCAUUGCACGGGUCGAAACAAAGAUAUAAAUGUGAACUAUGUGACUAUUCUGUAAAAUAUUACGCUAAUUAUGUUCAACAUAUGAGAAAGCACCAAAUGAACGACGAAGCACAAGCGGAAAGGAAAAAAGAAACUAACGGACCUGGCGGACCCGAGCCUGAUAUAGCCGCAAAGCCAGAUAGCAAUGCUGACAAUAUAAAACUAGCAAUUAAAACGAUGCCUAAAAGGCCAGUUAAAAGCGAUUUUCUACAAUUUUCCAUAAGUGAUCAACAAACGCUUAGGUUGUUGCAACGAAGGCGUUCUCUAAAUAUUUCAUCUGGGAAGGAUGCAAACGCGACUGAUCCCUCACCUACAAAGGACCGUAAGCAGCAUAUGUGCUUAUUAUGUCCGUAUAUAAACCAGCGCCAAGACGCACUUAGUAAUCACUACAGAAGACAUGAUGAAACCGACUCCCUCAGCAGUGGUAACCACAAAUGUAAUUAUUGCGAUUUAGUUGUAAUACAAUCUCAUUUUCUACGCGAUCAUUUAAAAACGCACUUUAACUACCAAAAGCAACACAAUCCAGAAUGUUUUGUGGCCAAUGAAAACGUAAGAUUUACAAUAACAAAAUUAGAUGACAAUGAAUUGUCAAGAGAUCUCAAGUUAGAUAUCCCAAACAACAAAAAAAUAUCAAAUAAAAAGAAAAUAUUUGUUAAAAUCAAAACAGGAGAACUUUUUGUAGAUUAGUAAUCAAGUUAAUGUUAGACGUAAGAUAUUAAAUACGUACCUAUAUUACAGUAUAAGGUAAAAUUAGUGUACAUGUAGGAAAAAUAAUAUUAUCAGAUCCAUAGGAGCCAAAAAUAAGAACUGUUGAUAAUCACCAAAGUAAAGCUUGCCAUAUUAGGUUAGAGAUGUUUCGGCUUAUGUAUAUUUGGAACAAAGCUGGGUACAAUAGUUUAAUCAAAAUUAUAGGUACCGAUAACGUGAUCGACUGUGUAUCAAAAGUAGAAUAGAAAAUUAAAAAAAUCAAACAUUAUCUGCCCUCAAAUUAAACUUUAAUUGCUCCCUUAGUGAGUUAAUACUAUUUUUUAUUACGCUCACGCUUUAGACAAAUGUCUAAGAGACAAAUACAUUAUUACAAUACUUUUAAUAAAUGACUUUGAAAAUGGUGCCAAUUAUGUUGUGCACAAAUGUAUAAACUAAACUAAAUUGAAAACGAAGAACAAUUGAUGGGUCUAAAAAUAGUGCCAUCCAUCUCAUUGUGUUAUUUGUAAAAAAGGAUAGAACUAUUUUUACAUCCGUCAAUUUUUCUUCGUUAAGACACAGCAAAAUCGGCAGGAAUCAUUUUUCAUUUCAGAUCACAUUGUCUGGAAUAUGAAGAUAGCAAUAAAAGUUGAAUUUUUUAGCAAAUUACGUGGAUUUUUCCAGUCUGUAUAUAAAAUUAUUUUUGAAUGGUGUUAAGAUUGUAAAGUUGUUAAUUCAAUAAUUAUAGAUAAUCAUUUGUCAUUUAUACCGAAGUGCCUAAGAGCGUCCAAAAAAUUGUAAAAUGUCAUGUCUUAAAAGUAGUCCCAUUCUUGUCAACGGGAAACAUAGGGUAGAGGACAGCACUGAUUUUUAGAGCAGUAAUAAUUGGCACCUAUACUGUGUUAAAUUACCUACUAGACUUGAAAUAAAAAAACAGUUCCUGUCUCAUCUCGCUACUGACCCACUUGAAUGGUUUUUCUAUGUUUGUACCGAUAUGUAAAAACUUUAGGUAAAGAGGAGUUGAGACCAGAAAUUUGGGUAAAGCCUAAGUAAUUAUACCUCAUCAUCAUCAUCAACACUUAAACGUCCACAGCUGGACAUAAGUUUGUAGAGAAUACCAAAAUUCACGAUCCUGGUAAUUAUACCUACCCACAUUUUAUUCUUAAAUAUAUUUGACAAUUUUUAACAAUUUUUAUCAUGGGAUCUGUCAAAAAACUUAACUGAGUAGGAAUUAUUUUUCUUUAUUUUAAUGAUUGUUAUAUGUUUUCAAUUUUUCGCUACCAAAUCGUAAAAAAAAAUCCAUACACAAAGUUUAUGAAGCGCAUUUAUUUCCAAUAUCAUUGAUUAAUAUUGUACAAUAUUGCAAUAAAUCAGGCUUAUUUACUUAUAAGUAGAGAAAAGACACAAGUGAUUAUAAAUAUUUUUACUUAUACUAUUUUUAUUCGAUUACUUGGUAUUAAAUACAUAUA
Pararge aegeria (speckled wood butterfly) is the source of this 6640-nucleotide messenger RNA. RefSeq names its product zinc finger protein 91-like. Gene Ontology annotation, molecular function: RNA polymerase II transcription regulatory region sequence-specific DNA binding; DNA-binding transcription factor activity, RNA polymerase II-specific. Lineage: Eukaryota; Metazoa; Arthropoda; Insecta; Lepidoptera; Nymphalidae. The transcript is spliced from 5 exons. The record is from RefSeq and is a predicted model, not a curated record. Gene Ontology annotation, biological process: regulation of transcription by RNA polymerase II. Bases 84 to 5174 code for a protein of 1696 amino acids.